CCCAUUGUGUACAUGCAUGCAAAAACAGUUUGUACCCCAAAAUACUUCUCGCAUCAAACCUUCCCCCAACUGAAAUUGAAUGGGUGUCGAUUUAAUUCAAUCAGAAAAUGAAUGACGCAAGUGAGGGCGGUAGAAAAUUGCGAGUGAAGGAGCGUAAGACGUACACUGACCAUGAAUUGGACGAUGAUGAUAUUGAGGGGAAACGUCUGUAUAAGAUUGAAGAUAAGGUGAAUGAUGACAAACACUGCAAGGACUAUGCUCGUCAUCUGAAAGGGGAAGAAUUCAAUCUGAAGUAUUUGCAAGAGAAUGGGCUCCAGUUUCCAAUAUUGUUCGCCGAGAAAUCUGGACUUGGUCUCAGAGUUCCGAGCCUCAACUUCAAAGUAAGCGAUGUGAAGGCAUGUGUGGGUUCGCGGCGUAUGCUGGACGUUAUGGACGUGAACACACAGAAAGGCCUUGAAAUGACGAUGAAGGAGUGGGUGCGAUAUUACGAGAACACGGAACGUGAUCGCCUCCUUAAUGUCAUCAGCCUCGAGUUCAGCCAUACAAAGCUAGAAAACUAUGUAGAGUCACCAAACUUGGUGCGAGAGGUGGAUUGGGUGGACACAGCCUGGCCCCAGCACCUGAAAGACUGCCAGACAGAAUCUACCAACGCUAUAGACAAGAUGAAAUAUCCCAAAGUACAGAAGUACUGUCUCAUGAGUGUUGCGGGAUGUUACACAGAUUUCCACAUCGACUUUGGGGGCACCUCCGUGUGGUAUCAUAUACUGCAUGGGGAAAAGAUAUUCUGGCUGAUUCCACCUACUGACAGGAACCUGGCGAAGUACGAGAGUUGGGUGUUGUCAGGGAAACAGGGCGACGCCUUCCUUGCAGACUCCAUAGACGAGUGCCAGAAAAUACGUCUCGUGGCUGGGAACACUUUCAUCAUUCCGUCAGGUUGGAUCCAUGCAGUGUACACACCAAAAGACUCCCUGGUAUUCGGUGGGAAUUUUGUGCACAGUUUCAACAUGGUGAACCAGCUUAAAGUCUCCGCCAUUGAAGAUAAAACACAUGUGCCCAUGAAGUUUCGGUACCCUUUUUAUGCCGAGAUCCACUGGUACGUGCUCGAGAGAUAUGUGCACAGUCUUACAGGAGUAACGUACCUUGAGAAGCCGCAGCUGAACGAAGAUUUGGAGCUUAUUACAAAGCCUGAAAAAGAUCAGGGAAGUGCUAAUUCCAUUGAAGAAACACUGAACAAGCGUCUGGCUGUCUCCCUUACUCGGAUUGAUGAAACUACCCGCCGUCGUUCCACCAGCGAUGACGACAGUACAGCCUCUGGCCCAACACGCUCUCCUGGCCAAUCAGGAAACCCCCUAUUGUCUCGUAACUCAUCGUCAGAGAGCUGCAACUCCAACGAUAUGAAGCUCUCAGAAGAAAAACCGAAGGGACCCUAUAGUAGUCCUGUGAAAAGGACAAAGAAGCACGUUCACUUGACCAAAUACGAGCUAGAAGGACUGACUGAGGUCGCCAACUGGGUGGACAACCUCCCGCCCAGCAAGAGAGGCAUUCCCAAGGACCUCAUUGAUCCAGGCACUAUCCUUAAGGAAAUCAGGCGCCUGAUAGCAGAACAUAUGAAGGACAAUCCAGAGAUGGCUAUAACUGGGGAACCAGUCCUUGAGUGGACGAAAGCGACCAAGAAACUAAUCAAGCUCAAACAGAAGGCCAAGACAGCCAAGCUGCUGGGGGUUGGGACGGUGCCCAAAGCCAAGAGUGCUGGAGGGAAACUAGCUGCAGGGAGCCGGCGUAGACGUGUGAGGUGUAAACAAUGUGAGCCGUGUACGCGGGACGACUGUUUGGAGUGUAAUUUUUGUAAGGAUAUGCGGAAAUACGGCGGACCUGGAACAGCCAAACAGUCUUGCAUCAGCAGACAGUGUCUUCGGCCAGUGUUGCCGAAGUCUGCGGUGUGUCAGAUCUGUACAUCAGCUGUGUGUCGGCUGGAACGGUCGGUCGCCAGUAAGGAAGAUGGGUCGGCAGAUGAGGAGGAGGAUUACUCUACAUGUAUCAUGGAGUGUGGCCUGUGCUGGGAAAUCGUCCACCCGCUGUGUUUGAGUCGAAAGUUCGAGAACCUGACAACUGAGGGGGCAAUUAACGAGGACCUUCCCAACAGCUGGAAAUGUUCCAAGUGUUGCUAUGAUGGCAAAGAGGGACAACUGAAGACACGUGUAUUCAAGGGCGGAUGGCGGCCCAACCCGACCAGCACCCCACCCCCUCUUUCGGUGUCCCCACCCCCAUUAUCAGACAACAGUCGAGUAAGCCCAACCCCCAGGGAUAUCAUUACCGAGGGGAAACGAGUCACCGUCAACCAGGCUGUCAAUCAAGACAUGACAAAACUAGCGGCCAGCUCAAUGAAGGAAGAAAUGGACAUGGAUGUUGGCCCAGAUACAAAAUCUCAACUUAUGUCCAUGCAAGAAGACAGAAAAGAUGAGAUAAAAGAUGAAAUCCAGGAACCUGCAAUCCCUAAACCUGAACCAGUGGACUCACCCCAUAAUAAGAGGAAGCUUACACAGGAUGAGUCUGUUGUUAGAAAGAAGAAGCGGGAUAUCUCACCAGCCCUGCAGAAAAGUCCAAGGUCUUCCAAACAUACAAAAAGCUCACCAGCGUCUAAAUCCCCAUCUCGCACUGGCAGACUGCUCAAGGAACCAUCUGCAGGAACCACAAAACGAUCGAAACGCGAGACUGUGUCCGGACCAUUUUCUUAUGACUUUCACGAUGAUGAUGAUUUAAUGGAUGUUUCCAUGCCAUUACCCGAAAAAGGCAAAGGUAAAAGUCCGAAGGGCAAAAGGUCCUACAUGAGAAAAAAAGACAUAAAACAAAAAGAAAUCGGACAAAGCGCUCCAUCAGCAAAAUUAAAACACAAAGCUUCCGAAAAAAAGGUGUCAGAAGCUAAAACUACUCCUGUAAUAAAGACUGCUGAAAAUCUUGAUAGUGAACAACUUCAGAAAACAUUACUUGAGCAUAUUGAGAAAAGAAACUUGCCGAAAAUAUUACCGAGGUUUGCCCCUCGACCUGCGCCAAUUACUCCACCGGAAGAAUUCUGCGUCACUUCCAGCGGAGUUAAAAAUCCACUUCCUUGUAAACUUUGGACUCGUGUCUUUUGGUAUCUUCCUCAAAAAGAUUUGGCCCACUGUCUAGCUGUUUGCAGUGUUUGGAAUCGGUGGUGCAUAAAUCCGUAUCUAUGGAAAUCUAUUGAUCUCAGUCGUAAGAGAAUUGUCCAGGCACAUUUAAUAGGGAUCGUGAGACGACAGCCGAGAGAAUUAUUCUUAAAUGCUGUCAUCAUGACCCAGAAACAGAUCUUGUGGCUAUUAGAAAGGCUCCCACAUUUAAAAAACUUGCAUAUGUCGAAAUGUAGUUGGGCAACAUUGAGUGGUUUAUGUAUGUCAUCGUGUCCCUUACUUCACACAUUGGACAUCUCCUGGGCAACAGGGCUCAACGACCGAUGCUUCGAGGAUCUCGUUAUGCCCCCUGUCGAUAGAAAACCUGCAGUGAUAAACAUCAGUCGUCUCCAUUGCUUGAAAUCUUUGAAUAUUGCAGGAUCGGAAAUUUCUGACAUGUCGUUAAGUCUGCUUACAGCUCAUUGUCAGAAACUUGAGCAAUUGAAUAUAAGUUACAGUACGAAACUCAGUGAUCGUGGAAUCGAUGCUCUGGUUACUUCUGAAUCAGAAUAUACUAAAACGUUAAAAAGUUUGGACGUGUCUGGCUGUCGACAGCUGACGGAGGGAGCGAUCGAAGUGAUAAAAAAACUGAAAAAACUUGAAUAUUUGUCUACGGUAAACUGUAUUAGAAUUCCUAUUGAAAAAUGCAAAGCUUUGCAAAAUAUGCACAAAUUCAAAAGAUUCAAUUACUAAAAACAAGUCACAGGUCUUAAGUUCAGUAAUGUACAUACUGUUGAAAGCGUUUUUGUUACAUUUAGCAUGAACUGUUUCUGCAAUAUUUUUAUACACAUGUACAUGUAGUUCUGUACUAUACAAUUCUUAUAUAAACAAUUACAGUGUGGAUGCCACAUGAUAAAAUAUGUCAUAUAUGGUACAUUGAAAAGCAACAUUUUGCUUAAAUGAAAACAUAAAACAAAUAUAAUUUUCUUUUACUACACCAUUUUAAAUGAAACAAAGGGCAGUCUUUUCCGCUUAAAGAGCUCUGCCUAUGUUUUAUUACAGGAGUUUGAUAAGGUGAUUAGUAUCAUCAAUCACUUUGACAAACAUGUUUCUGAAAUAAUUUUUUGACAGUGCUUCGUAAGAUGACUGUUUAGUGAGAAGGUUUGUCGAAGUGUUUGAUGAAACUAAACGCUUAAUGAAACUCUGGUAAAAGACCAAAGGCUGGGUUCCACAAGUGGUGUAGACUGCGCUAUUUUUCAUUUAAAAUGGUGAAGAAAGAGUUAUCUUUGUUUAAAGUCUUCAUUCGAAGCAAAAUAUUGCCUUCCGAUGUAGCAUUUAUGACACAAUUUAUCACGAUGUAUACACAUACUGAAUUAGAAAAAAACAUGAAUAUCAAGUGCAGUUCCAUAUCAUUGCAAAAUUCAUAACAUAUAACCUAAUCACACUAAGGAACUAUUCUUUUCCCUGUAUUAAAGUGGCUAUACACUGUAUGAUUAAAUAGCUGAAAAAAAAGAAAAUUGUCAAAAGCUGACAUAAACUUGGUAUCGACGUGUAUGAUGCAUUGAAACUAACUAACUGAAGUACCACAUAGUUUAAAAUUAAUUUAUUUUUUGCAGUUUUUUUUUUUUCCAUUAAAAAAGAUUACCAGGUAUGUCUACCUAGUAGAAUUCAUUUUUAUGCAUGAUUGGCUAGUCGUUGUUAUCACGUGAUAUAACCAAGUUAGGUAUAGAGCUUAAAUCUUCCAAAAAAUUAGAGUAAGCCUUUGUACAUGUAGCUCAGUGGAUACAACACUGGACUGCAAUUUUGGUGACACUGCUUCCAACCCGGUCUCCAACUCCAUUUAUUUUUUUACAUUUUGGUAUUUUUAUUACAAUUAUGAUAUCAAAGAGUAAAACAUUUGAGAUUCGUGACAGAGAAAAAACUUUUUUUGGUGCCAAUCUGGUGUAUAGUCCCUUUAAUGGCUGCAGAAUUUGUUAAUGAGGCUACAGAUCGAUGGUUUUUAACAUGGUCAAAUUUCCAUAGGGGUGAUAAUUUGACAAAAAACAUCAAAACACAAAUUAAGAGAGGCUUCUUUGCAUUAUCGGACUAGUCAGCCCACAACCUUUAAACGGACUGAAGCUGAAGACCAUUCAAUGUCUGUUACUAGUGUAGAUUGACUGGGAGGCUACUAUAUUGUCAGGAGGUUGGAAUAGGUCUGUACUACAUCUUAUAUUAAACCACACUUUAUAAUUUGACUUUUAAAUUGUCACUCAGUACUAACAUAUGUAUCACAAACAUAAAUUUCGAGUGAUGAACCUUAAACUACUUACUCUAAACUAAUGUAUUUAUGUGCUCUAUUAUUGUUUCGUGUUUUCUACACCUUUCUUUCAAAUUAAACAGGGUAUCCUGCAUGAGAACCAUUGCUUUCAACAUUUACUCACCCUGGUAUAUUAAAACAAUUAUAUUCAGUGUGGUAAAUCUUAUUUGAGAGAAAGAGUGCAUUCGCAUCAGUGAAUUUUUCCACAUGGGAAGACGUCAUAUUCUGUAUAAAACAAGUAUUAAAUAUUAAUUCAGACAAACGUUAUGUUUGCAAUUGUUGUCCUUAAAUGUUUGUCUUCUUGGGAGGUUACACACAACCAAUUUUUCAGAGGACCUUAUAUUUUGUUUUGAGAAAUAGUGACCGGUCACUAUUUUUUCAUAAUGCCCGCUAAACUACAUGUUGAAUAUGAUACUUUUUAAAGGCCCACUGUCACUUUAAGUAUAGAAGUAAAUUAUGUAAGGUAUUAUAUAUAUAUAUAUUGUUAUGGGAGGUUUCAACGUUAACUGUAUUGAAUUUGUUUCGUCUCAGUUCUUGUUCAAUAAAUAGAAAAGAAAUACCUGUUUAUUU
This is a messenger RNA of Mya arenaria, 5994 nucleotides long. RefSeq names its product lysine-specific demethylase 2A-like. Gene Ontology annotation, biological process: regulation of transcription by RNA polymerase II; protein demethylation. The transcript has 20 exons. The record is from RefSeq and is a predicted model, not a curated record. Gene Ontology annotation, molecular function: DNA binding; protein binding; histone demethylase activity. NCBI's taxonomy places the organism in Eukaryota, Metazoa, Mollusca, Bivalvia, Myida, Myidae. Bases 108 to 3881 code for a protein of 1257 amino acids.